This is a messenger RNA of Cladocopium goreaui, 927 nucleotides long. The record is from the annotation of a GenBank genome assembly. Lineage: Eukaryota; Dinophyceae; Suessiales; Symbiodiniaceae.
AUGCUAAUUCCAGUGCAGCACGGUUAUUUCAUCCUCUGGGAAUCCCACACGGCAAAUCCCACCGGCCAGUACCGGCCCAUAUGGGCUCUAGCCCUGGCAACGUCUCAGGUCCUGGAAGUGCACCGCGCCCUUUCGCCCGCACCGGUGCCGCCCUGCGUUUUGGAGAGCAACGCCUAUGGCGAGAUUCCCGCGGUGGCGCAGGUCACCUUCCGCAGUGACAUUGGACAGCUGGCUUUUUGGCCUGUGCAAGGUCUCUACUUCGACCACGGCUUCGACGCGGUGACGCCCAUGCACAACGUCUCCUCGCAAAUCGUCUGCGACGGCCCUGGCACGGUGCUGCAGCGGGGUCUGGGAUCGAAGCUGGCCAUGCUUCACGUAGCGGAAACGGAGACCAGGACUUCAGGAGAACUGGUGAUCACAGUGCUGGAUGCCCGGUCCAACCUAUCCUCCACCAGCAUGUGUCCCAUCCGCGUGUUGACGGACCGCAGAGAGGGCCUUCCGAUGAUUUACAUCGACAUGCCCACGCCGAACGCCUCGUUCUUGCUCUCGGGCACCUUGGGUGCGCGCACAGCGGACGCGCUCUCCGGGAUGGAAAUGGCCGUGCCCAGCUUCGGCUUUAUCUCAGCAGCACCAAGCACGCCAUGCUUGGUGAAGCUGGAGGUGCCCCGCGGCGCCCUGGUAGCACCGCAUCGCUCUCAUCGGAUGGACGCCACAGAGUGGACGGAGGAGCGCCGGGGCAGCUACCGGCUGCUGGCCGACAGCGUUGACGCGGCGACGGAGCUGACGCAGCGGCUGCGCUUCCGGGUGGCCGAGGAGGAGAUCGACAGGCAGCCGCUAGUGGUGCCCAUGACGAUCUCUGUCUUUGCCCUUCCCAGCGGUCAGAAGAGCGAUAUGGAGAGAGGGGUCUUGCCCCUCGCCUGCUGCUAA